AAUCAUAAACUUCUUUUUUUUUUUGGAAGAAAAAAAUAUCCCUAACGUCAUAAUCAUAAUUUUCAAAAUUUCAAAGAUUCAAAAACCCUAACGUCAAAAUCCCAUUUACCCUCCAAAAAAAUUGAAAUCUCAUAACUUGAAUUUUCGCAAAAGCCUCCGAUCUCUCUGGUCUCUAUUCGUUUGGGUUCAGAUUCCGCCAGUCAUGGCUUCGAACGAUGGCCCUGAAGACCUAGAGACGGAGGCUGGUGAACCCCAAGAGUUGGGGGAGCUGGAGUCGGAGGUCAAAGAAUUGUCCGCAAAGAUUAUUCAAUACAGAGCCAGUCUUCCCGACAAGCUCAAAGACACGUUUGUUUCUCUUCUUGCAACUCAGAGACCCAUUUUACCAGAAGGCUCCGAGCCUGGAACGUCAGGUGAUCAAAACACAGAUGCAGGACAGGGGCAAGUUACUUCCAGCAUACCUGCAGAUGGAGAUCAAGAGACUAUUGAGAAAAUACGGUUGCUCAAGGAUAAGAUUUCAAGUAAUGCCUCUAAAAUGCCUAUUGUUCUAAAGAGGAUGCGAGAGUGUAUUUCAAAGAUUGACAAAUUAGAUUCUCAAAACAGAACCAUACAUCCAGCUUUUAAAAGGAAAAGAACUAGCUAAGCUCACAACCCUUGACUGGUAUUGAUUUAGCUCUUAACUAGUGAAGAAUGACAUUGGUGAUGGAAACUGAUUUCUACAGUGAAGGCAUGAUCCAGCUUCUUCAGGAGAAUAACUGAUGAGGUCUGGUUUUCCAUUUUUAUGGGUUGUAAAGUUCUCAAUGUGUACGAUAAUUAUGCAAAGGAAAAGGAGAAAAAUAGUAAUUUUCCUCUUGAGAGUGUACAAUAGUAGGAUGAUGACAUUACAUCAUAUGUAACUGAUCUCCCAGUCCCAACCAUUCAUGCAUUAAUUGUGAAAAGAAAGAUGUAGAGAACAGAA
Messenger RNA from Cannabis sativa, 955 nucleotides. RefSeq lists its product as uncharacterized. The coding region runs from base 203 to 640 and encodes 145 amino acids. The record is from RefSeq and is a predicted model, not a curated record. NCBI's taxonomy places the organism in Eukaryota, Viridiplantae, Streptophyta, Magnoliopsida, Rosales, Cannabaceae. The transcript is spliced from 2 exons.